Molecule: messenger RNA, 1887 nt
Organism: Metarhizium brunneum ARSEF 3297
Lineage: Eukaryota; Fungi; Ascomycota; Sordariomycetes; Hypocreales; Clavicipitaceae
Product: Heterokaryon incompatibility protein 6, OR allele
Source: RefSeq, a predicted model, not a curated record
AUGAGGCGCUCCCCAACACAGAGAAGCAUUUCGGGAGCGCAGAUACCAUCGACUCAUGAAUCAAAGAGGCCAGAAGAGGCCGCGAAUUUCCCGUAUGCAAUCCUAGAUACCGGAAAGCCCCAAUUCAGGCUACUUGAAGUACAGCCAGGCAAACCACAGACCGAAAUUGUAGGACGCCUGUUCCACGCAUGCCUCGACGAAAACCCCGGCUUUGAGGCUCUGAGCUACACGUGGGGAAGUCCUUCGCCAACCUACGAUAUUUCAAUCAACGGCUGUGCAUUUCCGGUGGCUGGGAACCUCAGAAAGGCACUAGGCGACCUGCGCUAUCCAGACAAGCCGCGAAUUCUUUGGGCAGAUGCCAUCUGCAUCAACCAGCGUGAUAGUGACGAGAAGGCGCAUCAGGUAAAACUAAUGCGAGUAAUAUUCGCAAAGGCGACUGCUGUCUGUGCCUGGCUCGACCACAGCGUGCAGGCUGGCGACUCUUCGUUUGAUAGCCUUUGUUACCUGGGUGAAGGCACCGAGCUCGAUAGCUUCGCCGAUCCAAGUUACUGGUACCCGGUUGCAGGUAUAUUCCGAAAUCCCUACUGGCGAAGGCUCUGGAUACAGCAAGAGCUCAUUUUGGCAAAGGAAGUCAUGGUUUACUGCCAUCGGGAUGCAUUCAGCGGGCGCCAGCUGUUGGGGUUUCAACAAAGAGUUAAUCAAGCAUAUUUCCAACCUCGAGCACAUGAAAGUCCAUUGCUGAAGCUUUGCACAUACAUGAAUUACCAAGAGGACGUGGGAGGCGUGUCUAUUCGUGAGCGAGAGAACAUGCCUCUAGGGUGCAAAACUUUUGUCGAAAAGCAACAGGUUCACGAAGUGAAGCAUGACACCAUCUCCAAGCCACCAUUUUCAUCAUUGCUACAGUUAUUUCUUCAGUCAGGCACCCUGAAUAUGGCGGAGCCUCGAGACCAGCUCUAUGGUAUACUAGGGCUGAUUCCACGGGCUGACGAGAGUCAGGUACGAGUCGACUACAACGCUCCGGUGGUCAAAGUCCACUCGCAGGUUUUUAGCAUUUACCUGUCGAAUCACAGCAGUCUCGACUUUUUGUGUUUCAGCAGAAAGACAGCCGAUGGUGCUUGUCGAGGCGAUAUAAUCCCGACUUGGAUGCCCAAUACCCCUACCAUUCAUUGGAGCCAAGUGUAUGCCAGCCAGGCUGCGGGCAGCACCACAGCAAGCGCGGCCUCUAUUGAUUCAGAGAGUCUAGUUCUGUCUGUCCGAGGUCUCUUGUUGGAUAAAAUCGCCUUUGUCGCACCCAGGCAAGACUUUGACAAGCUCCCAAUACUGGAGUGCUUCUCAAUCCUAGAAAGCUACUGUACACGACUCUGGCCGAGCGAUACUCAGCGGCCGCUGUGUGAAAAGAAACAUGUAACGUUGCUUUUGUUUCCGUGGCUAUCCAAGGAACGGUACCGUGAGAUGUGGAAAGUCGACAGACCAACGUCGGAAGAGAGAAGGAGCCUGCUUCGCAAUAUACGUGGCAUUGCGGCAGAGAAUGACGGAAAAGACGAGUUGACCAUGGGACAUCUCGCACUCGGGACUACCAGUGUCUCCUGCGAUAGAUAUGAGGCAUUCGGUCCGGUAUAUACCAGUCUCUCUUGUCGAGUUUUGGCGGGCACGGAAAAUGGGAGAUUGGGCACCUUGCACCACAGCGCCAAGGCAGAAGAGGGGGAUCAAGUCUGGAUACUCCAUGGAUGCCGCAUGCCGAUGAUUCUUCGGCCGGUACCUGACAGUAGGCGUCGGUUUACUCUCAUUGGAUGGAUGUUGCUUCCAGGGGCAAUGCAUGGCGAAGCAUUCUCGAAAGAUGGGGGGCAGGAUGCUUUGCACAGGAGCACAACAAUUCAAAUCGUAUAA